UGGUGAAAAAGUGGAAUGGGGUGUCCCUGGUGCACCCGGUGCACCCAGGGCUCCGUCUGGCAUUUCUAAUAUAAAUGCGUGUGCACUGUCAGUUAUUUUUUCGUAUUAUGGUUUACAGUUACCAUUAAAGUGUGAGAACUGUGAGACAGUGUACAUUGUGACGGCAUUAAAGGAUAUAAAAUUAAUCCGCGAUCGACAAGCUUGCAGUUUAAUUUGCGUUUGAUUAUAUAUUUUCACUUUGUAAUUACGUGUUAAGCUGCUCCGUUGAAGAACAGCUUCGAGAAUUCCUUAAAAAUGGAUAAUAACCCAUUGCCGCAUAUUAUAGAAUGUGCGGAUUGCGAGGGUUCGGUGAAACCAAAAGAAAGGUUAGUCAGUCUUCUUGAUCAAAUAGAAGUGCAUGUAGAACAACUGAGGAAGGAUGCCUGGAGACUCGAAGAAGAGAGAGAUACUCUGUUGACCACCUUAGAUACCCUUAGGAACAACGAAAUGCUGGGCAAAUUAGAAGAAACUGACAGAGAUGAUGUGUUGAGGUAUGCUGAGAGAUUGUCUAUGCGAUGUCUAACGGUUGAUAUUUUGGUCAAAAUUCAACGCGACCAGAUUCAACAAGAAGCAUUACAUCAGGUAAAUGGUUUAAUCGACAGUUUAAUUGUUGGCCUUCGCGAUGAUCCAACUACAACUCGACUGCGAUGCGCAUCUUUCAUGAAUGCUUGUUCUUCGCACGGUUAUGGACAUUCCGAUAAAAACUUUGAAAGUGCGAUUCUUGGUUGUACUUUGGAUGACCAGAAGCGGGUGAAGAAGAGAUUACAGGGAUUAUUGGAUUAUAUUGACAAGAUGCAUACAAUUCAACUACUAUGAAAAUAUAUUUGGAACAACCUAUUUUCAAAGGAAGCAACUAAAUUAUUCAUUAAACUAGCAGUUAAUCUAUCUUAGUUGUUCUGAAGGAGAUUUGAGGAAAAUAAAGUUAAUUAAAGCAGGGUGCUUGAUGAUGAUUCAAUGGUGAUGUUUUAUGGUAUAUGUAGAGAAAGCAUUACUCAUGUUACAUAAGUGUGUUAUCUUUUAUGCAUAGAUCAUGAGUUUUGAGUAGAAGUCGUAGACGUUGUAUGUCUUGCAAUUGUGGAAAUAAGCUAUGCAUUUAUAUUAUAUUUGUGCAACAGAUGCAUUCUAAUGAAACUUAUAUUUUUGUUCUUUUCAAUUUUGAAAAUACAACUUUAUACUGUGUUAAAAAUAAUACUUUUUAGAACUGACGUUUGAAGUAAAACAAGGGUAUAUACAAUACAUUUUCAUGUAAAAGUAUAUUUCCAUUUUCUGUUCUUUGUAACCGGGGAAAACAAUAGUACAUAGAGUAAUUAGAAUAGUGUUAAAUUUUAUCUUUAUGCGUAUCAUACGUAUGUGACUGCUGGUUAGUCUAGUAUGCAUACAAUGUAAUAAUCUGUCAUCAUUUUGUCGACUUGAAACUAAUAAUGCUUUCCAUAAUUAAAAAGAUUAUUAAAAAUGUUUAAAGAAAUUAAAUACAGAUUGUAAUUAUGCUACGAAUGUGGGCUUUGGACUAUUCCGUAUUCUAAUAAAUUAUGUAAUACAUUUACUUCUUGUAGUACUGUAGAUAGAAUUGUCAUGUUCAGUGCAGAUUGAGCAGUUUACUGCGUAUUAUACUUGGUACAACAUGGAUAAAGAUUAUAUGUACAGUCUGACGUAAUUUUAAAGAAUUGUUUAGUAUGCUUAACCCUUUAACGCUCAAACCCGAGUCCGACUCUGACAUAGCUGACCGUCCAAAAUGUGCAUGCCCGAGUUAGACUUGAGCAGCGAUAUAUGUAUAUGCAUUUCUGUUCCGUUUCAUCUGGCCAUUAAUAUAAGUAAUGUGCACGCAAUCGGAAAAUAAUAGAACUGUGCUCCCUAAUUUCUUUAUUCUUCUUUCUCUUUCUCUCUUUUUCUCUUGGCUUUCAUUCUCACUGUAUAUAUUGAUGAGUUUAAAGUCUUUAAACGUUAGUAUUUUUCGGCAAUCAGGUCAAUCUUGGUUCAAAGUAAAACCAUAAAGAUUAGUCGAAAGACCUAUUGCUGAUUAUAUUUCAGCUAGCAAAAAAAAAGAAGCCCCGACUCGAAUUUGUGUCGACAAAAUUAGUGAUAUAGGAAAAUGCAUAUGGAAAGACAAAAUUUCAUUGCGAAAACUGUAAAUUAAAUGAAAUAUAAGUUUAUGCUAAUAAAGAAAUCUAUUUUUUGCAUUUACAAAAAUAAUUAUUUUUUUUUUCACACUGCUCCAAUUUGCACUUUACUAUGUUUAAAAAUGCGAGUUUAAAAGUUUAUCAGAUGAGAUACAACGUUAGAAUUAGCAGAGAAUGUAUGUAAUUUGUAUGUAAUUUUGGACAAGUUAAAUCGAAAGAAACGCAAGCAUUAAGGGGUUCAGCAGCUAUUUAUUUUUUUUAUUUUAUAUUUUGUACUCGAUCAUUUUAUUGAUAAAAAACAUUGUUUCCGGUACAAUAUCGUAUUGUCAAACUAUUUCAGUUAUAUUAUUGUAUAUAUUUUUUUAUUAAUAUAAUUGCAGUAUAUUUUAUGCCUGAUA
Colletes gigas is the source of this 2554-nucleotide messenger RNA. Its product is annotated as BAG family molecular chaperone regulator 2. Gene Ontology annotation, biological process: protein stabilization. Lineage: Eukaryota; Metazoa; Arthropoda; Insecta; Hymenoptera; Colletidae. Gene Ontology annotation, molecular function: protein-folding chaperone binding; adenyl-nucleotide exchange factor activity. The transcript has 3 exons. Bases 295 to 855 code for a protein of 186 amino acids. The record is from RefSeq and is a predicted model, not a curated record.